ACUCAUGCAUUUCUGUAUCUAUAAAAAGGUCAUCCCAAGACAUGAGGUCUCAACAACAUACUCACUAGCUCAACUCUUCUCUCCAUCGAAGGGUGGUGUGGAUUAAUUCUUGAGCCACACAAUGGGGAAGUACGCACUAGUGACAACAUUUGUCCUCCUCUUGAACUUAGGUGCAUUGCUCACUUCUCUAGCUAACUCCUACUGUCCUCCUCCUCAAUACCCUCCCAAAUUCCCACCCAAACAUCCCCCCAAAGUGAAGCCCCCAUUCCACCCUCAGCCCCCCAAACACCCUCCCCAUGUCAAACCCCCCAAGCCCCCCGCCGUCAAGCCCUCUCCGCCUUACGUCCCCAAACCGCCCAUCGUCCACCCUCCUUACAUACCUAAACCCCCUGUCGUACACCCUCCACAACAUCCCAAACCACCUCCCUACACCCCAAAACCGCCAGUCGUAACACCACCACCGUACAUUCCAAAACCACCGGUCGUGACACCACCACCGUACGUCCCAAAACCGCCAGUCGUGACGCCACCACCGUACACUCCCAAACCACCGGUCGUGACACCUCCUCCGUACGUGCCGACUCCACCGGUGGUUAAGCCUCCGCCAAGUACGCCAGCGCCGGUGGUACCUAAACCUAGUCCACCAAGCGAGACACCGUGCCCACCGCCGCCGCCGUCGCCGUCGCCGCCGCCGCCGCCGCGGACGUGUCCCAUCGACACGCUGAAACUCGGCGCAUGCGUGGAUGUUCUCGGCGGCCUCAUCCACAUCGGGAUCGGCAGCAGCGCCAAGGACACCUGCUGUCCGGUGCUGCAGGGACUGGUGGGCUUGGACGCCGCGCUCUGCCUCUGCACCACCAUUAAAGCUAAGCUUCUCAACAUCAAUAUUAUCCUUCCCAUUGCUCUUCAGCUUAUCGUUGACUGUGGUAAGACUGCUCCGCCAGGGUUCCAGUGUCCCGCAUAGGAAUGAGUAACGUACUUACACAACUUGGUUGGAUAUUAAACAAAAAAAAAGUUUAUCAAUUAGUGGCUUUUAUCAAUUAGGACGUGUUAAUAACUUGUGUGUCAUGAUCGAAGAAGAAUAAUACAAGCUUGUGGUAGAAAGGACUAAAUAAGCUGCAUAAUUUCUUGGAUCGUUUUGUUUAUGUUUUUCUGAGGUUUAUGAAUAUUAAUGUCACAACAAUAUCUCACUGAAUAUCGAUCGGAUCGGUAUGCUUUGGGAAAUCAGUGCCUCUGUAAUUGAAAUAUUGUACGUCAACAUGUUUUCCUUGUUUGCAACUGUAUUUUUCAC
This is a messenger RNA of Morus notabilis, 1288 nucleotides long. RefSeq names its product 36.4 kDa proline-rich protein. NCBI's taxonomy places the organism in Eukaryota, Viridiplantae, Streptophyta, Magnoliopsida, Rosales, Moraceae. Bases 122 to 961 code for a protein of 279 amino acids. The transcript has a single exon. The record is from RefSeq and is a predicted model, not a curated record.